This is a messenger RNA of Pseudonaja textilis, 4737 nucleotides long. It is a transcript of the gene TBC1D2, whose product is annotated as TBC1 domain family member 2. The record is from RefSeq and is a predicted model, not a curated record. Gene Ontology annotation, molecular function: GTPase activator activity; small GTPase binding. NCBI's taxonomy places the organism in Eukaryota, Metazoa, Chordata, Lepidosauria, Squamata, Elapidae. Gene Ontology annotation, biological process: regulation of GTPase activity.
GAGGAAGAUUUGCAAAGUGUGCUUCGCCGGGCAACGCCUCCUGGUUUCAACUCGAAGCAUCCGCAGCUCCUGCUUAAGAGAGCGCACCCCGCUCUCUUUCCCGCUUACGGGACUUGGAGUCUGUUGGGGCCGGCACUGCCUGGUACCGCCCUGUCAGGAAGCAGCUGUCUGAUCGCCUCGCGCCGGCCUGCUCCGCCGAGGGUCCAAAGGCGGCUGUGAGCGUUGCCAUGGAGGUCCGGGGACAGGCUGAGCCGAGUAUUCUACCAUCAAAAGAGCUGUUGUUCAAAGAAACAUGAAAUCAGAUUAUGAGGACAGAGAGGGUCUUGUACCUGGGACAUCAAACAUGUCACCAGAGGAAAAAAUGAUGGACACCGGGAAUAGCAGUCAUGAUAUCAUCAAAGUUGUAUCUCCAUGUCCUGAGGUUUGGGGAAAUGUUGAUAUAAAAUUUAGCCAAGAAGCCUCCAGGAAAAAACUAUGUGGCUAUUUAUAUAAAUGUUCUUCCAAAGCACCAAUCAAGACCUGGAAGUCACGCUGGUUUUGCUAUGAUGAAAAUAAAUGCUACUUGCUAUAUUACAGGACAGCACAAGAUAUUAAUCCUUUAGGAAGUAUAGAGAUUUCCACUGCGAGUUUUGAUCUUAAAGUGGGAGCAGAUGAGGGUAUUUUUGAAAUCAGGACUCCCAUCAAAGACUUUAUUCUUAAGGCUGUCAACAAACAAGCCAUGAUGUAUUGGCUACAACAACUGCAGCUAAAACGCUGGGAAUUUUGUAAUAAACAGGCAAAGGGUUUUGUUGAAGCUAUGCCAUCUUUUCCUUCCAUAAACGAGGCCCAGCAGAGCAACACUGAGGCAGAACAGGAUUUUUUACCCCCGGUGAAAACACCCACUGACGUAGUUGGCCUAAAGGCAGCUUCUCUACCAGCACCACCGACUUCUAUUGCUCUUCAGAACAUCUCUCUCAAGCAUCCUUGGAUUGAAAUUCAAAACACGGUACAUAAUCUGUGUGGCAGCCGUCAGAACCGAAGAGACAGUGGUAGCUUUGAGGAUAAUUUUGAAAUUAUUGCUGAUGAAGAGUACCUAAAAGGAGAAACCGAGGAAACAGUCAUGGCAGACAUGCAGAAAGACACAAAAAUGAGACCAAAGCCAUCAACACUCCGAAAAUACAAAAAAGCAAACAGCAGUUUUCAUCGUUUUAUUGAAGGAGCAGAACAGGGAAAAAUAGCUUCUCUUCAGCAACAAGUUUUGAUUCUUACAGAGGAAGUAAAAUCUCAGAAGGAACUGGUCAAACUUCUCCAAAAAGCUCUGGAGGCAGCUCAGCAAGAGAAACGAGAGUCCUGCAGAUAUCUGGUCACAGCUACAGAAAAAGACAGGCUGGAAUUGGUGCGCCACAAAGUGAGGCAGAUUGCUGAGCUGAACAGGCAGGUUCAAGUGCUAGAGAUGGAAAAGAGAGACCUGGAGCAGGAGGCUGCUUUGAAGGAGGAGCACAUCAAGGAGCUGAGGGAACACGUGCAACUCUUGAUGGACAAAAACGAAGCCAAGCAACAAGUCAUCCUCAAGCUGACAGAACAGCUCACUAGAGAGAUGCCCGACUCCAUUACUGAGGCAGACAGCAUCAUGACCGAGACCUUGUACAAGCAACAGGAAAAGAUUGAACAUCUCAAGGAUGAUCUUGAGGCAUACAAGACUCAGAACCAAUUUCUGAACUCCGAAGUCCACCAAGUUAGCAAAAUAUGGAGCACUGUGGCACAGAGAGAAAAAAACCUUCUGAUGAAGUGUGCUCAACUGCAAGCCCACAAUUGCCAGAUUGAAAGCAAGUACCUGAUGUCUCUACGGACCUUUCAGGGGCUGCCGGAUUUGGCGAAAGAGCACAUGGCAUUGGUGACAGAACUCAUUGAAGAGGCACUGCAAUGGGAUAUGAAGGAAGAAACCCUGAUUCCUAUUCAGCUAAGCCCAGUCAAUCAAUAUGAUGAUUAUGGGUUUAUGACAGUUCCUGAAUAUGAAGCUGCAGACUGGAAGCUCUUGGCCAAAAUCCAGGCCCUGGAGAUCAAAUGCACCAAUCUGAACAAGGAGACCACAGAGAAACCUUUCUCUGAGCGGUGGAAUAACCUUGGGGAACUGACUCCCUCCUCGGAGCUAAAAAGCUUAUUGCGGUGUGGUGUCCCAGCAGUGCAUCGCCAGAGGGUCUGGAGGUGGAUUAUCAGCCACCGGUUAAAGCAAACACGCUCUGCUGGUCAUUACCACAAUUUACUCAAGAAGUGUGAAAAUGCUGAGCACCCAGCUUCCCAGCAAAUUGAACUGGAUCUGCAUCGCACGCUGCCCAACAAUAGACAUUUUAUGUCACCGACUUCCCAGCUUAUUCCCAAACUCAGAAGAGUCUUACUUGCAUUCUCCUGGCAAAAUCCAACCAUCGGCUAUUGCCAAGGACUGAACAGACUGGUUGCCAUUGCCUUGCUGAUCCUAGAAGAGGAGGAGGAAGCUUUCUGGUGCUUAGUUCAUAUCACAAAUAAUUUAAUGCCUCACGAUUACUACAGCAACACAUUAAUAGGCUCACAAGUAGAUCAAAGAGUUUUCAAAGACAUCUUAUCAGAGAAGCUUCCCAGGCUGACAGCACACUUAGAUCAACUUCAAAUUGACCUGUCCUUAGUGACCUUUAACUGGUUCCUGGUUGUUUUUGUCGACAGUCUUAUCAGUGAUCUUCUGCUCCAAGUUUGGGAUGCUUUCCUCUAUGAAGGUGCAAAGGUGAUAUUCCGUUAUGCACUCGCAAUUUUUAAAUAUAAUGAAGAAGCAAUAUUGAAGAUUCAGGACAAUCUGGAAUUCUAUCAAUAUCUUCGUUUUUUCACCAAAACUAUCUGUGAUGGCAGAAAGCUGAUGAGCAUCGCCUUUGGUGAUAUGAAUCCGUUUCCCAUGAAGCUGCUUCAGAAUCGACGCGGGGUGCACAGAUUAAAAGUGGAAGCUGAGCUGAGAGAACUGGAGCAACUAAAAGCCCAGUAUGUAAAGCAACAGGCUGAACAGGCAGCCAGCCAGCCAGAUGGACCCACGAGUGAGGAGGAAGAAGAGAUAUAACCUUCGCUUACUCUCUGGUCAUCUGUAAACAUUGCCUUUGUUUGAAACAUAAAGGCAUCAGUUAUUUAUGAUAAACACUUGGCACCUGGUGCAAUGAAUAUAGAUGUACUGGAUAGUCUGCAAGUCCACUGCAAAUAAGGAUAUAUCGUGCCUUAUUGUCAUUAUGACUUUUCUGGAUAUUUUGUGGUGCAGAAAAAACCCUGGAUUGCAUUCCGCUAGAGAUUUUCUGUUACUCCGACUCUAAAUCAUAAGAAUCCCCUUAGAACUUAGUAUGAUGUACAAAUACAAUCACUAGGGUUUGUGAACCCUAAUUUAUGGCAGGCCUGCACAACUUGUAGAGAAGAAAGGACCACAUUGAUAAAUUAAAAAUAAUUGCAAGCUGCGUAAGAAUACCCGAUGCAUCAAUCAGCUAGCAGAGUGGCAGCAAGGCUGGUUGUUGGCAACAUCACUAAAGCCUGGAGGGCACUUGGCAGUGUGUCUUUUGGGAAAGCAACAGGAAAUCCUUCAGGAUGGUGCUUUUUUGGUGGCAGUGAAUUCAUUGACCUUUUCAAAAAUGCUAGUGGACCUUCAAGGCUGCUUGCCGGGCCACAUACAGCCCACAGGCUGAAAAUGCAGGGGCGAUUUAUGGUUUGCUAGUACCUGUGGUUCAUUCCAGUGUGGCUUUUUCAGCCAACCAUGGGUGAAGCAAAAUGUAGAUUAACCCAAUGUAUAAGCCACACUUUUAAUAUGCAUGUACAAAGUUUCCCCUUUUUUGCUUUCCUUGUUUUAUAGCAGGCUUUCUAAUCAAUUGGCUUCCCUGCAGAGAUUGGACUAGAAUAGAUCACUGUUUCUCAAGCUUAGCAAAUCUGACCUCCUGUUGGUUGGGGAACUCUGGGAGUUGAAGUCCACACAUCUUAAAUUGCUGAGAUAGGAAAACACGGAACUAGAUUAUUCUUGGGAUCCAUUCAGAACUGCCAUUCUGUGAUUAUAUUAGACAACCGAUAACAACCUAAGGGUUGUUUCAGAGAUAUUUCCUUACCGCAUUCAGAAAUAUUGUUUCAGAGAGAUUUCCUUAAUACAUUUCUCAAUGCCUUUUAACAGUGGUGCAGCUUCUAGUGUACUUGAACAGGUCAGGCCGUAAAAAUUCAGGGAUAUAUUCAGAGACGUGUCCGCCUUGAAAGUAACCCAUAUUGAACUGUACAGCACAGUCAUAGAGUUACUGACAGGGAAUGUUUUAAGACAGUAUAUAUUAUGUUUUAUAAAAUUUCACAAAUUUCAAUUCCAUAGAAGUCAUAGACCCUGGAUUUUGGAUACAUUCUAUAAGGUAGCUCAUUUGAGGUACCUUAGUUCAAAAAACUUAAGUUCCCUGUGAGGAACCAUCCCACCUAGUCAAAGGUUACGAGAACAAGAAUUUUAGUAGUGUACAGACAGUUAAAUCAGAUUUCAGAAGAUUUGUAAAUUUCAGAAUUGGAGAGGGGAGAAAAGUAUCUGCACAAUAAGGUUCUUUCUUAGUGAGAUUUGAUGGUAUUUUUUCAGCACCUUAUCCACAAAUUUUCAUGGCUGGGGCAUAGAAUAGAAAUAGACCUAGGAAGACCUAGUCCAAUCCCCUGUUCAAGACAGCGGGCCCUUAUACCAUCCCUGUCAAAUUGUUGUCCAGUCUAUUUUUGAAAACCUCCGUGACGGAGCACCCACAACUCCAG